Molecule: messenger RNA, 3907 nt
Organism: Alligator mississippiensis (American alligator)
Lineage: Eukaryota; Metazoa; Chordata; Crocodylia; Alligatoridae
Product: zinc finger protein 271-like
Biological process (GO): regulation of transcription by RNA polymerase II
Cellular component (GO): nucleus
Molecular function (GO): DNA-binding transcription factor activity, RNA polymerase II-specific; RNA polymerase II cis-regulatory region sequence-specific DNA binding
Source: RefSeq, a predicted model, not a curated record
CAGCCCGUGCUGCCCCGUCUGUGCGCCCGCGGCCCCGCACACCCAGCGCCGGCACCGGCACGAGCUCCCCGCGCCAGAGCCCUGGCGCUGCACGUCCAGGGCUGCGCUGCCGGGCGGUCGGCACCCGCCUGCGGGAGCUGUGCCCAGGCCGCAGCCGGUGGAGCUGGACUAGGUCCUGGCCGUCCUGCCCCAGGAGAUGAGUGGGGACGUGGCGUGGAGACCUGCACCGAGGCGGUGGCCCUGUCAGACGGGCCUCGGCUGGGGCAGCUGCGGGCAGGGAAGCUUCUUGUCCGACAAUGUCGUUCUCUUCCCUACCCGCAGGUGCAGAGACCAUGAGCAGAGCUCAUCAGCCGCCUCCCGAAGAAAGGCCUGCAAACCUGGAGCUGCCCAGGACUCCCCCAGGGAGGCUGGGGGAGAGCAUGGAGCUCCGGGAGGCCUUUGAGGACGUGGCUGUGUAUUUCGCGUGGGAGGAGUGGGAGCUGUUGGAAGAUGCAGACAAGGGGCUUUACUGUGACCAGAUGCUGAGGAACUUUCAAGCCCUCGUUUCCCUGGGAUAUCAAGGCCCCACACCCGACUUAAUCAGCUGCAUCCAGCGAGGACAGGAGGAGCUCUGGGUCUGUGGUGAUGAGGAACAUGGGAAAAUUUCAAGCUCUGCGGACCUGUGGCUAGGAGGUGCCUGGCUGCUGAGCAGAGCAGAGGAAGGGCCUGCAACUCUGGAGUCACCCGGGAUUACCCCAGGGAGUUUGGGCAAGACGGAGUCCGUGAGACUCGAGGAGAAACGAUGGCUCCAGAGCCAGGGGAAGUCCCAAAAGCAGGAGGAGAAUGUAGCAGUGACCCAGAUGCGAUCUCUCCUUGGGGGUGAGAGUGAAGAAGGAACAGAAGCCAGACGGAGCCCUGGGCGCAGGGAAGGAUUUGUGGAGCUGAAGAGCCAUGAAGCCAAGUUCCUCUGGAGAGAGACCCCGAAUCUAAGGCGAGCCAGCAGGAAGGGCCUCAGAGGGCAGCAGGAGCUUCCCACCACGCCCAGGGGCAGAGGCCGCCCCUGCCCUGAGUUCUGGAAAAGCUUUAGGUUCCUCUCACUCCUGGCUCUGCACAAGAUAAGCUACACUGGGGCAAAGCGCCACCUAUGCGUCAGGUGUGGGAAGGGCUUCACGUGUGGCUUCGCCCAAGCUGCUCAUUGCCAGAUCAAUUCUGGAGAGCUCCCGCACCACUUAACCAGAUUUGGGAGGAGCUUUGUGUGCCUCUCAGAAGUAAGAAAGCACCAAGAUGUGCACAGGGGAAACUGUCAGUACCGUUGUGUCACGUGUGGCAAGACCUUCACUCAUUUCUUCUCCCUAGCUCAGCACUGGCACAUUCACGCGAGGGAUAAACAGCAUCGGUAUCCUGAGUGUGGGAGGCGUUUCAUACGUUCCACCAACCGAGCCAAACACCAGCGCAUCCGCACAGGGCAGAAGACACAUCACUGCUGUGUGUGUGGGAAGAGCUUCACCCAGUCUUCCCACUUGUCCAAACACCAGUGCCUCCUUGCAGGGAAGAAACCACACCAGUGCUCUGUGUGUGGAAAGAGUGUCUGUGAAUUCUCCCACCUGACCAAACACCAGCACAUCCACACAGGGGAGAAGCCACAUCAAUGCUCUCAGUGUGGGAAGAGCUUUACCCGCUCCUCCAGCCUAGCUUACCAUCAGCGCAUCCACACAGGGGAGAAGCCACAUCAAUGCUCUCAGUGUGGGAAGAGCUUUACCCACUCCUCCAGCCUAGCCUACCAUCGGCGCAUCCACACAGGGGAGAAGCCACAUCAGUGCUGUCAGUGUGGGAAGAGCUUUACCCGCUCCUCCAACCUAGACUACCAUCAGCGCAUCCACACAGGGGAGAAGCCACAUCAAUGCUCUCAGUGUGGGAAGAGCUUUACCCACUCCUACAGCCUAGCCUCCCAUCAGCGCAUCCACACAGGGGAGAAGCCAUAUCAGUGCUCUGUGUGUGAGAAGAGCUUUACCCGCUCCUCCGGCUUGGCCGUGCACCGGCGCAUACACACAGGGGAGAAGCCACAUCAGUGCCUUGACUGUGGGAAGAGAUUCAGUGAAUCCUCCAGGCUGACCAAACACCAGCGCAUCCACACAGGGGAAAAGCCACAUCAGUGCUCUCAGUGUGGGAAGAGCUUUACCCACUCCUCCAGCCUGGCUAACCACCAGCGCAUCCACACAGGGGAGAAGCCAUAUCAGUGCUUUGACUGUGGAAAGAGAUUCAGUGAGUCCUCCAGGCUGAUCAAACACCAGCGCAUCCACACAGGGGAAAAGCCACAUCAGUGCUCUGAGUGUGGGAAGAGAUUCCGUGAAUUAUUCAAUCUGACUAUACACCAGCGCAUCCACACAGGGGAGAAGCCACAUCUAUGCUCUGUGUGUGGGAAGAGCUUUACCCACUCCUCCAGCCUGGUCAUGCACCAGCGCAUCCACACAGGGGAGAAGCCACAUCAGUGCUCUGUGUGUGGGAAGAGCUUUACCCACUCCUCUAGCCUGGCUAACCACCAGCGCAUCCACACAGGGGAGAAGCCAUAUCAGUGCUUUGACUGUGGGAAGAGAUUCAGUGAGUCCUCCAGCCUGACCAAACACAAGCGUAUCCACACAGGGGAAAAGCCACAUCAGUGCUCUGAAUGCGGGAAGAGCUUUGCCACUUCCAACAACCUGACCAUACACCGGCGCGUCCACACAGGAGAAAAGCCAUAUCACUGCUCUGACUGUGGGAAGAGCUUCCCCUGUUCCUCCAACCUAGCCACACACCGGCGCAUCCACACAGGGGAGAAGCCACAUCACUGCUCUGACUGUGGGAAGAGCUUCACCUGUUCCUCCAACCUAGCCACACACCAACGCAUCCACACGGAGAAGCCACAAAAGUGCUCCGGGUGUGGGAAGAGUUUCCGUGAAUUCUCCCACUUGACCAAACACCAGCGCAUCCACACGGGGGAGAAGCCGCAUAAAUGCUCUGAAUGUGGGAAGAGCUUCACCCAGUCCUCACACCUGGCUGUACACCAGUGCAUCCACAAACAAGAGAAGCCAUGUUAAUGUUCUGAAUGUGGAAAAAGAUUCAGCAAUUCCUUUAGCCUGACCAAACAGGACUGCAUCCCCACAGGGGAGAAGCCACAUAAGUGCUCUAAGUGUGGCAAGAGCUUCACCCAGUCUUACCACCUUGCCAUACAUCAACUCAUCCACACAGGGGAGAAGCCACAUAAGUGCGCUGAAUGUGGGAAGAGCUUCACCCAGUCCUCCCACCUGGCCUUACACCAGCGCAUCCACACAGGGGCGAAGCCACAUCAUUGCUCUGAGCGUGGGAAAAAAUUCAGUGAUUUCUCCAGACUGAGCAAACAAGUGCAUCUACAUACGGGAGAAGCCAAAUCAGUGGUCUGAAUGUGGGAAGAGGUUUACCUGUUCCUCCAACCUGGCCAUACUCUGGCGCAUCCACAGAGAGGAGAAGCCACAUCAGUGAUCUGUGUGGGGGAAGAGCUUCAUCCACACCUUCAGCCUGGCAUUCCACCAGCGCAUCCUCACAGGCUAAAAGCUACAUUAUUGCUUUGUGUGUGGGAAGAGCUUUGCCAUAUUCUCCCACCAAUCUGUCAGGUUUUGCUUCUCAGCCUCCCUCCAGAGUUAUGCAUGCCUUGGUACAUGUCACUCCCCUGCCCUCCUGCCCUUAGCUGCACUCUCUCUAAUCCAGUCUCUGAUCAGAAAGCUGUCGUACUGAACAUGGUAUCCCUGUGGCUGGGCUCUGUGUCCUCUCCUCAACUGAGAUGUGAAUUGAGAAGAGCCCAGAAGCCUUUCCAGGGCAGAUCUCUCUGAGUUCCCAGCCUUUUCCCUUUGCCAAGGGUUCACCACUGUCCAGGGCUUGUUGCAACACCUCAAUAAAAAGAGUUGGUUACACUGAA